AUGGCCACCCAUAUUCUUUGGAAACUUGGUCUUUCAGCAAGCUCUGUACUCGUUGCGUUCGGAUGUUGGAAGCUAGGAGAGCGAGUCUGGCACAAUCUUAGGUCGCCCCUGCGCGCACUACCAGGCCCAAAGGGAACGAGCUGGUUAUACGGGAACUUGAAGGACAUUUUCAUAGCAGAGAAUUCAGUGCUUCACGAGCAAUGGGUGCGGCAGUAUGGGACAACCCUGAAAUACAAAGGGUUCUUCUUUUCAGACCGAUUGUUCACGAUGGACACUCGUGCACUGAACCAUGUUCUCACCCAUAGUAGUGAUUACCAGAAACCGGCACAAGUCCGGUAUAAUCUGGCUAGAAUUUUGGGCGAAGGUGUCCUAUUUGUUGAAGGGGCUCAACAUCGUCAGCAGAGAAGGAUCAUGAACCCUGCCUUUGGACCCGCUCAGAUCCGCUCACUAACGGACAUCUUCAUCAGCAAAUCGAUCAAGCUUCGAGACGUCUGGUCUACUAUGACCGUUGCCAGUGAACACGCGGCUCGGAUAGAUAUCAUGCCGUGGCUGAGCAAAAUGACAUUGGAUGUCAUCGGGCUUGCAGGUUUCAACUAUGAGUUUGAUGCCUUGAAUGCGACCAAUAAACCGAAUGAACUUAACCAGGCCUUCUCGGUUAUGUUUUCUGCCGGUCAGCAGCUUAGCAUCAUCCCCAUACUUAAGGCAUGGAUUCCAUUGCUCCGAUGGAUCCCCUCUGAUCGCGAUCGCAAGAUAGAUGCAGCCCAAAAAACGAUGGGUCGCAUCGGCAGCCAGCUCCUGCAUGAUGCUAAAGCCGCUGUCGUAUCUUCUCACAACGCUGAAAAAGGUGGUUCCAUUGAGAAGAGCAGUCUUCAAGGGCGCGAUUUACUCAGUUUACUUGUUCGUGCCAAUAUGGCAACCGAUAUCCCGGAAAACCAGAGGAUAUCGGACGAGGAUGUACUUGCACAGGUUCCGACUUUUUUGGUUGCAGGACAUGAGACCACAAGCACGGCAACAACUUGGGCACUCUAUGCACUCUGCUUAUGCCCGGACAUUCAAGCCAAGCUCCGGGAGGAGCUCCUGACAGUGGAGACCGAGACUCCAUCCAUGGAUGAACUGGUGGCGCUCCCGUAUCUUGACGCGGUCGUGCGCGAGACACUUCGUCUGCAUGCCCCCGUCCCUAGCACAGUUCGCAUCGCGAUGAAAGACGACAUCCUCCCGGUCGACACGCCUUUUACAGACAAGUAUGGAGUGGUUCAUAAUGAGAUCAAGGUUAGCAAGGGCGACCCGAUUUUCAUCCCCAUCUUGGCAAUCAACAGAUCGGAAGCGAUUUGGGGAAGUGAUGCAAAAGAAUUCAAUCCUGACCGCUGGGCAUCACUUCCAGAGGUAGCUUCGCAAGUUCCUGGGGUUUGGGGACACCUCAUGACGUUCCUCGGUGGUCCGCGCGCGUGUAUUGGGUAUCGCUUUUCAUUAGUGGAGAUGAAAGCUCUCCUCUUUACCCUGGUUCGAGCUUUCGAGUUUGAGCUUGCUGUUCCUGCUUCGGAUAUCGGAAAGAGGUCGACGAUCGUGCAGAGGCCGUUCUUACGCAGUGACCCUGAGAACAAAAGCCAGCUUCCAUUGCUGGUCAAGCCGUAUCGCAAGACCUCAGGACUUUUAUAA
This is a messenger RNA of Suillus subaureus, 1656 nucleotides long. RefSeq names its product cytochrome P450. Gene Ontology annotation, molecular function: oxidoreductase activity, acting on paired donors, with incorporation or reduction of molecular oxygen; iron ion binding; monooxygenase activity. The coding region runs from base 1 to 1656 and encodes 551 amino acids. The transcript has 14 exons. Lineage: Eukaryota; Fungi; Basidiomycota; Agaricomycetes; Boletales; Suillaceae. The record is from RefSeq and is a predicted model, not a curated record.